Molecule: messenger RNA, 924 nt
Organism: Nematocida minor
Lineage: Eukaryota; Fungi; Microsporidia
Exons: 1
Coding region: 1-924 (307 amino acids)
Source: RefSeq, a predicted model, not a curated record
AUGGAAAAUAGUAAGUAUGAAGAUAUAAGUAAUGAACAGUCUAUUAGUUUUAAUAGCACUGCCAAUAGUGCAUUUUCUAGCACUAAGACCAAAGAUACAUAUAUAUACAUACAGAAUCCAGUCGAAAACAACACAAUAUGCACAGAUAAUAACAAAAUGCAGCCAUCUAGCGAGACAAAGAAAAUACUAGAUAGUGGCCAUGCUGAUAGUACUAGUAGCGAUAGUGAUGCUAGUAGCAAAUCAUACAGCGUGAAAGAAGACAGCAAUGGGAUAAGGCGCUAUUACCAAGAGUUUGAUGUGGAAGAGGAUGAGCGAAUAUGUGGUGUGUUUAGCAAAUGGAACUUUUUGAUCACGUCAAUAUAUUCUGCAGCGCACUUUCUUUCCAUUGUUGCCACAGGAGUGUCUUUUGUUUCCAAAUGCUACACAGUCUGGGAUGUAACUCUGCUUUCAGUGAGAAAGACGUAUGGCCAGCUGCUGGAGAUGAUAAACAUCCCCAUGGUGCAAACUGCUUUUGCAGUCAUAAACACUGUGAUGAACUGGGACCUAUUUGACUUCGAUAUGUGCGAGAAUAACUUGAUGCUGGCCAACGGCAUUUUAUCUUCCAUAGGGGUGUUUUCAGCUGUGUACUUGGUGUUUUUUGCAGAGCUUCCAAUGUACGUGCAAAUAUUAAAAUACUUUUUAGAGUACUACAUUCUGUUCAAUCCCUGGCUGUUUCUGCUUGCAUACACCGAACAAAUACUUACAUUUAUAUUGUUUAUUGCUCGGUCCAGAAAAGAAAAAAGACGGUGCAUUUUCAUCUACCUGAUUAUCUACUUUUUAGAGGGCAUUUUCAGCAUUGCUCUGUUUUUAUAUCAGGGUGUGUUCUUAUCUAAGGUAGACAGUUUUAUAAAGAGCCUGAAUCUAGUCAUUGCGCAGAAUGAUUAG